This is a messenger RNA of Danio rerio (zebrafish), 1983 nucleotides long. The record is from RefSeq and is a predicted model, not a curated record. Lineage: Eukaryota; Metazoa; Chordata; Actinopteri; Cypriniformes; Danionidae.
UUUCUUCUCUGUGUGGCUCAUUUUACGCCAUUUUGUCCGCACCACUGUGUUGAUUGGGUUUUUGAGAUCUGUAGUGGAGCCAAUCAGAAGGGAACCGGACAGCCGGAGAAACGGUGAGGAAGAAAAGAUGGAGCAAUAUACAGCUACAGCCAGUGGGGAUCAGAUAGUGGUUCAGGCUGCCAAUGGGCAAAUCCAACAGCAGGCUCAGGGCACUGUAACUGCAGUACAGCUGCAAACAGAAGCACCCGUGGCUACUGCUACAGGCCAGCAAGUGCAGACGCUCCAGGUAGUGCAGGGUCAGCCACUGAUGGUGCAAGUGAGUGGUGGUCAACUGAUCACGUCGUCAGGUCAGCCCAUCAUGGUGCAGGCCAUGUCUGGAGCUCAGGGUCAGACCAUCAUGCAAGUGCCUGUAUCUGGAGCUCAAGGUCUUCAGCAGAUCCAGUUGGUUCAGCCUGGUCAGAUUCAGUUGCAGGGUGGCCAGACGCUGCAGCUGCAGGGUCAGCAGGGUCAAGCUCAACAGAUCAUCAUCCAGCAGCCACAGACUGCCAUCACCGCCGGCCAAAACCAGGGGCAGCAGAUCACAGUACAGGGACAACAGGUUGCACAAACAGCUGAAGGACAGACAAUUGUGUACCAGCCUGUGAACGCUGAUGGCACAGUGCUGCAGCAGGGCGUGAUCACCAUCCCAGCAGGCACCCUGGCAGGCACUCAGAUUGUCCAGGCAGCAGGAGCAGCUAACACCUCCACAACCAACAGCGGGCAGGGCACAGUCACUGUUACCCUGCCCGUAUCUGGAAACAUGGUGAACGCUGGGGGAAUGGUCAUGGUAAGACCUCCUGAUGAGAUGGUACCAGGCAGUGGUGCAGUGCCAGCCAUCCAGCGAAUCCCUCUGCCAGGUGCUGAAAUGCUUGAAGAGGAGCCGCUGUAUGUUAAUGCCAAGCAAUAUCAUCGCAUCCUAAAGAGGCGCCAAGCUCGGGCAAAACUGGAGGCAGAGGGAAAAAUCCCUAAAGAGCGAAAGAAAUACCUUCAUGAGUCACGACACAAACAUGCCAUGCAGAGGAAGCGCGGCGAUGGGGGCCGGUUCUUCUCCCCGAAAGAGAAGGAAGAAAUGGCCUUGGCGAUGCAGCAGGAGCAACAGGACCAGAACCAGACAGGAGAUGAGGCCGUGGCCCAGAUGAUCCGGGUCUCAUAGCAUUAAAACCACUACUGAGUUUGUACAACAAAGUGACUCAAACACAGCACUAACAGACAAACAGUAAUUCGGCCUGGCCUGUUUCUCAUGUCUUCCAGUGAAAGGAGGAUCUCAUUUGUUUUUGUGUCUUCUAAUGGUCUGAUAUUCCUCCAGAGGACGCACAUAGAAGGAGCCAUUACUGUUAAUGUACAGCAUAAUGAAUUCAGCUCGCGUUUUAAAAAGCAAUUAAAUAGCAAAAGCGUGAAUUGACCCUCAGAGAGAUGUCGGAUUCGUUGUUAGUAAUAAGGACUCAUUUACUGUGAUGUUCCAUAAUGGUGGCAGUAGAACACAUUUUGCCAAUGUACUGCAUGAAGACCGAGGCGGUCUGUUUGAUUUUUUUACUGUUUUGGGAAUUCUUGUCAGGUCUAUGAACUCAUAAGUGAGACGUUACUUGGAAAUAAUGUAGGUGUUUUCUGUAAAUAUACAUUGUUGUGUUGUUCAGUGAAUUUGUACAUGUUUGGUGUGUGUGAGCACCGGGGAUACAAUUAAGGCAAAAGGGCAACAUUUUUCAGAAAUCAGCCCUGGUCUCCAAGGAAACACAGGGAACAUGGGGUGUUCUUGCUUCCCAAGCUUCUGCACAGUACAUGUUUCUUUCUAACAUGAACUAAUUUUACAUUAGUGUUUUCAUAAAAUGAUUGUUUGUAUUUUGAGUGAAUAUUUCUGGCUCAUUUAUAGUUUCUUCUUAUGUUCGACAUUUUAGUCGUCUAAUUGUAUUUUGAUAAAAAAGUGUGUGCUGAAAACAUUGCCACAGA